Molecule: messenger RNA, 3497 nt
Organism: Frankliniella occidentalis (western flower thrips)
Lineage: Eukaryota; Metazoa; Arthropoda; Insecta; Thysanoptera; Thripidae
Exons: 10
Coding region: 218-2413 (731 amino acids)
Molecular function (GO): RNA binding
Source: RefSeq, a predicted model, not a curated record
GCGGCCGGGCUGCCCAGCCCAGCCAGCCACGCGACAGCAGUGUUGUGGGCCUACAGCUGAUCGGACGCUGCUGUUUUUUAGUCGGCUGCGCGGGGCGUCAGCUAGCGUGUUGUUUGGAAGCGAGCGUUGUCGCUGUUUGGGUUUUACUUGUUGUUAAACCAGGUUUUUCACAUACAUGAGUUAAGGAUCGGUUUGCGUCCAUCUCACAUCCAGAGACAUGGCGACGCCAGGCUCGGCCCUUGCGGCCCUCACCCAGUGCUCGCUGUGCUUCGAGCAGUUCGACAUGCAGGACCGCAGGCCCAAGCUCAUGGACUGCGCCCAUACGUAUUGCCUCGACUGCCUCACCAGGCACGUUAAGACGUCGGGCGGUGCCAAGACCUGCCCCAAGUGUCGCCAGCCGUUUACUGAGGCACCCUUCUUCCUCAAGGACAACUACCAAAUCUGCGAAUCGUUGGAUGAAUUGGCAUUGGUAGCGGCCAGCAGCACAAGUGUCGAAAAUCCACCGUCGACAGCGGAGAUCCCGGUUGUCUCACUGAGGUUCUUCUGCACGCGCUGCAACCGGGAUGCGAACGACUCGUGCCUGGAGAACGGGCACGACUUGUGCGAAAAGACGGGCUUGGUGCUGAAGCGAGCCACCGAGGCCAAGGAGCAGGCCAAGCGCCAGUUCCAGCGAGAGGACGGCGUCCUCAAGGACCUGGCCGAGAGCCUGGAGGCCUUCGCGGCGGCCAUCAACGGCAAGGGUGGCCUCGGGCCGCGGGCACAGCGCGAGAUGGGCGAGGUGAAGAAGCAGCGAGAGGUCCUGGACAAGACGUCCAAGCUCGUCAUGGAGGUGCCCCUGACGGCGUUCCAGGACAACGGGGACGUCCCGCGCGCACUCGACAGAUUCCUGCAGGCGAACAGCGAGCGCCUGUUCGCGCUGCAGGAGCAGAAGCGCAUGCUGGACAUGGCCAAGAAGUGCACGGUGACGGUGCGAGCGGACGACACGGGGCUGGCCACGGGCACGAGCAAGACCCUGGCGAUCGGGCCGGGAAGUACCGCCGAGGACCGAGUCCUCUCCUAUCUCAUCUACCUCCUGCUCCACGGCCAUGAGGGGCCGACUGAGGAGGACGCUGCUGGGACCGACACCGGGGCUGCCGGGAGUUCGUCUGCUGUCCCGUCCCUGGACACGCUCAUCGCUGACGUGAAGAAGUGCGUCAUCGACGGGGACGACGAGUCCGACAACGACAAUGAAGACGACAGUGACAGUGAUGGUGGCGACUCAGCCGAGCAGUGGGUCCGAAUCGGUAAAAGCAGUGGCCAUGAGUCGGAUACAUCCUCCGUGGUGUCAGAAGUUGGCAGGCUUGAGAACUGUCGAAGUGCAAGGAGGUUGCUUGUGGGGAAAAUACCAAUUACAGUCAAACCAGAAGAAAUCAAGGAACUAUUCUCAGAGUUUGGGGAUGUUUUGUAUGUUCGUUUCCUGACAAAAUCAAACAAAGCAAAGGCUGCAACUGCAAAUAUUCCCAAAUUUCAUCGUGCUUUAGUUUAUGUUCCUGAUGAUAGAACAGUUGAAAAUAUUUUAAGAAAUAGGCCAAUUGCCUAUGAUGGUUGUUAUCAUUUUGAUGAAAAACAAGGACAAUUUGGACGAUGGCUGCUAAACGUUAAAGAAGACAGAACAAAAAUGCAUGGUGUUGCAAAUGCUAAGCAGCAAAGAAAAACAAAAACCUCAGCCAAAAAGAGUGCUCCCCUAAACAGCUCUCAAGAUAAUGAGGCUGCUCGGAAAGUGUUUGCAAAUCAAGUACCAUUGGAUAGUACUGAAAGCGACCUUGCUAAUUUCUUCUCCAAUUAUGGUGCAGUUACUAGUGUUGUUAAAGUACGACAUGGUGUGGGGCAAAAAUGCAUGGCAUUUAUAACUUUUGAAGAUGAGAGAUCAGUCGCCCAAAUUUUUGAAGCACGGCCAAUCAUGUACAAUGGAUUUGACCUGCAAGUACGAGAGUAUCGUGACAAGACAACAUCUGCCCCACGAGCUCAGCAGUCAGCCUCAGCUAUGGUUCCUGCUCCAGGAACCUCUAAUUCUCAGUUCUCUUGGGCUGAAACAAUGACCGCUGCAGCUGCCGCCACUACUGUUGCAAUGUCUACAUACUGCAUUGCUACUAUUGAGCGGAAUAAACAAGGUGCACAGCAACAACAGCAGAGGCCAAAGCGGCAGCCUCAACAAAAUAAGCAAAAUCAACAGCACCGCCAGCAACAGCAUCAGCAGCCUCAGCAGCGUCAGCAGCGUCAGCAUCAGCAACGUAAGCAACAGUACCUACAAAAGCAACGUCACCAACAGGAGGAGCACCGUCAGCAAAGUCAGCAACAGGAGCAUCAUCAUUCACAACCUAGAGGAAGGCCCAAAGGAAAGCAAGAUGAUGAUGAGCAAUGCUGUAUUAUGUAACUGUAAUUUGAUAAAGAAGAAUUGGUUGUAGCUGUUAUUUUAAUUUUACUCUAUAGAAUAACAAUUUCUAUAUUUCUGGGAUGGUUUGGUGUUUGGCUUAUUCUUAAUAAAUGUGCAUAACUUUCUAUGUAAAAAUCAUAGUUUUAGUCUUAAGUUAAAAUUUAUAUAUAUAGCCUCCAUUUUAAUAGCUUCACUGAUUUAACACCAUUCUCUCAAAACUUUGCUUCAAGCACCUGUUGUUUACAAUUGUAGAAAUGAACCAAAUAUUUGCCUAGUUUACUUUUCUCUGUCCCUCUUUCUUUUCUUUUUUUUUUUUCAAAUGUAUUGCUGUUUUUUAUACAUUUUUUGACAGUAAUUAUAGUUAGUCUAACUUAAAAUCAAGUUUUCAAGUAUCAAGUAAUUCAAGUAGAAUCACAUGAACAAAACUGCUCAGCUGCUGAUAUACACUCUCUUAAAACUUGCCUUGGAUACAGAUCAUAUACAAUUUUUCUCUUGUAAAGAUGAAUCAAAGUUAUUGCCUGGUUUGGAAUGACCCUGACUUUCUACAGCCCCAAGUGUUGAGGGAAGAUCCAUACAGCAGCUAGUUAACAAACUGAUUACUAUAUGAAGUAUGUUAUAAUUGCAAAUAUGGACCUUUUGAGGGUUGUGAGUUGGCCUCAGAAAAAGAAUGCAAUAAAUGUCCACUAUGAUGUGGGUUUCUUUGACUUUCUUCUUUGUUCCUGUGGCAAUAAGCAGAUUUCUGUGGACCCUGAAUUUAUUGAAAUUUUCAAUUUAAAGGUCAAGAUUUGGUUCAGCUUUUGCCAGAAUAGAAAGAAAUAGAGGUGAGCAACCCAGUAAGAAAGGGCAAUUGAAUUGGCAUCAAAACAUCAUUAAAUCAAUGUCAAAAUGGUGAAAUUGAUGUCAAAACAAUAUAGUUCUGAUUUGAAUUAUUCACUGGGAAAGCAUAGUUUAUCAUGGACAAGUCAAUCUAUUGCAUUUGAAUUUAUUCUUUUUUUCUCUCUGUGGCUCCAGUAUUUUUAUGGCUCUAAGUUCAGAAAUGAUGUGUGUCGUGAUUGUUGUCAAUAAAAAUAAUUUCUCGCUUAAA